AUUUUUUAAGUGAAAAUUUACUAUAAAUUAAAAAAAAAAAUCAAAAAUUUUAACAAAAAAAAAAAUCUAUUUCAAUGCACGAAAUAAUCGAAUUGUGUAAUGGUGAACAAAGUUAUGCGAAAAAUUCCUCUUAAACGGAGACGAAAAAACUAUCAAAAUGAUCAAAGUUUAAGUUGUUCACUUUUUACUGCCUCGACUGUUAAUAAUAAUAAUUCAUCGUCAUCAUUAUCUACGCCUGCCAAACGUUUAUUGCUGCCACAAUGGGUCACAUUCAGCGCCACACUUAUCAUUAUCGUCAUCUUUAAUAUCACAUGGAGUACAAUUUUGGGUUAUGUAGAUGCUGUCGCCGCUGCCGCCGAAAGGAAUGAGGAUGAUAGCGGUUUGGUUGAUCUUAUCAAAGAAUUCGGAAUAUCAGAUGUCCCAGUUGGUAUUACACAAGCCAAAGGCUUCUGUGGCAGUGAACGUAACAUCUAUCAAGCCUCAUAUCCAUCACCAGCUUUCUCUUUGACCAAAGAAGCUAUUCUAACAAUACAAACAUCGAAAGCCUUUCCCAAUGGCUUUCCCGAAGACUUUUCCAUCCUAAUAGCCCUUAAGCCAAGCAAUCGCAGCCAAGUCAAAGUUCCGGUAUUUACAAUUUACUCCGAAGAAAGUGAAGACGUUCUAUCGGUGACAAUUGGUCGAGAAAUCGGAAUGAUUUAUCAACAAGUUGAUGGUCCGAACUUUCAACGGAACGACAUUAAUUUUGGUAUUGGCAUCAAUGACAACAAAUGGCAUCGAUUUGGUAUCAGUGUGAAAGGGCAUGCGGCAACUUUGAUUUUGGACUGUAACAAACAAGUUACUCGAAGGUUAGACAGGCAACUUGGAUCUUCAUUACCGACAAAUGGUUUGAUAUUGACCGGGGUACAAUUGACAGAUGAUGAAGGCUUUUUUACUGGGGAUAUCCAAAUGAUGCAUGUGGCUGAUAAUCCUGAAGCUGGUUAUGAUAUUUGUUCGAAGUAUGUUCCGUCAUGUAGCCGAAGUAUUGUUGUAGAGUCUGAAGGGGACCCUAACAGCUUACGAAGGUUUGAAAGUUCAACUUGGAGUUCUGUCGGUGGCGAGGGGUUUGAAGCUUUCGAAGGGUCUAGUCGGUCUUCGAUUGAUGGUUUUAGUGGUGGACCAACGGGAAGCUCGAGCUUUCAAUAUUCAACUAGUGGGUCUUUAGGUGGAGGCGGUUCGACGGGAUCAAGCGGAGCCUAUAAUUACUUCCCAAAUGGUUAUGAAUUCGGUUCGAGAGGUGGAGCUUCUGGGUCUGCAUCGUCUGCUUUAGAAAAUGGAGAGAGCGGAACUGGACCGAAUUAUCAUUCCUCACGAUAUUCCCAAGGACCUGGAGACUCCGAAGAAAACAUUUCUGCAGCUGGUGGAAUAGAACCAACUGAUAACUCAUUAGAAGCCCCGAAUUCCACAGAAGUUGAAAAUUCUAGAGAGGAGUCUUUAGCCGGAAGUGGUCUCAACGGUCAUGGACACAUUUCUAAUAAAUCCGAAACAACAUCGCAAGAAAAUAGUGUUGGUCACGAUGGGGAUGAAUUUGAUUUGAAUUCUUUCAACACGGGCUUAGGUGGAAGUCGGGAGAGAGGAUCCGGUGGUAGGAAAAGACCAAAAGGUCGAAAGAAGCAUCGGAAAAUGGAUUCGGGGGUAAUGACUGAUUUGGCGACAAUUCCUCCGGAACGUCGAAAUAAUGAAACAGGAUUGGGACCCAAUGAACCUACAAGUGUAAACUGUUAUCCGGGACCGAGAGGUUAUACCGGACUUCCCGGACCUCCAGGUGAGAGGGGUCCGAAGGGUGAUCCAGGGAGAGAUGGUCUUUCUGGGACAGCAGGUGGUCCUGGUGCACCGGGACAUGUUUUUGUUGUUCCUGUUAGCCAAAGUAAUGAAAAGGGACCGGAUUCACAAGCAGAGGCUUUAAGACAAAUGCUAUCGCAGCAUAUGAUGUCUAUGAAAGGACCAGAAGGACCAAUGGGAUUGACUGGAUUGCCUGGACCGAGUGGGCCACCGGGUCUCCAGGGGACAAAAGGAGAACCGGGAGAUGUGGGAGAACCUGGUGCCAGAGGUUUGAGAGGUCCAGCUGGGACCCAAGGUCGUGAAGGUCGACGAGGACGAUCUGGUCGAGAUGGGGAACGAGGAGCAGUUGGGCCAACUGGAGUGAAAGGUGAAAUCGGACCGAUGGGAUCUCCAGGUUUGCCAGGUGAUAAAGGUCAUCGAGGAGUGCCAGGAGUUGCGGGAGAAAAAGGACAACAAGGUCUUGAAGGACAACCAGGUGAAGAAGGACCAACAGGCUUACCAGGUCUUCCCGGAGAGUUGGGACCUCGUGGUUUUCUUGGACCUCGUGGAUUCCCAGGGCCAGCUGGAAAUCCUGGUCUACCUGGUAACGAGGGUGUACAAGGUGUUAAAGGAAAUCCAGGAUUAACUGGAUUGCCUGGAGCACCAGGCCAACAAGGUGCAUCUGGACCACCAGGGGCUCCCGGUCAACAAGGUAACCUUGGGCCACCGGGAAUUCCAGGUCCAUCUGGCAAACCAGGUUUACCUGGUCUUCCCGGAGCAGACGGUGCUCCAGGGCGAGCUGGUACUCCAGGCUCAAUGGGCAGCAAAGGUGAUCAGGGAAUGCAAGGUGUUCAAGGACCAGUUGGAUUUCCUGGACCGCGUGGACCAAAAGGUGACGAUGGACCACGGGGACCAAUGGGAGACAAAGGUGACAAUGGUGAACGUGGUUUGGAUGGUGAGAAGGGAGAAACUGGUUUGCAGGGAGAGCGUGGAAAUGCUGGACCACCUGGUAGCCCUGGCCCUGAAGGUCCAGAGGGCCCAAAAGGUUUUGAAGGACCUCGUGGUGAAAUGGGAAUGAUUGGACCAACUGGGGAAAAGGGAAAAGAUGGACCUCAAGGAUUCCAAGGGUAUCCAGGAGCAACUGGAGACAAGGGUGAUAAAGGUGCUACUGGAGCCACAGGACCAGCUGGAAUAAAAGGUGAACGUGGACUGCAAGGAACUCAGGGAGAACGUGGUGAAAUAGGACCCAGGGGGUUCAGAGGUUCGAGAGGUCGGCGAGGUAACGAUGGUAUUGUUGGACCAAAGGGUGAUACUGGACAACCAGGUCCACCAGGAGCUCAAGGAGAGGCUGGGCGACAGGGAACAGAAGGACCAAGAGGUUUCAUUGGAAUGCCUGGACCACCUGGAGCCGAUGGAAAGAAUGGACCUCCUGGGCCAGCUGGAGAAAGAGGAUCACCGGGAGAACCAGGUAAACCUGGACCAACUGGAGAGCCAGGUGUAAUUGGGCCCAGAGGAGCUACAGGUGACAUGGGACAAGUUGGUGAGCCUGGUAUACCAGGAUUGCCAGGUCUUCCGGGAGAACCUGGACUGCCGGGCGAUGCAGGGAAAGAAGGACAUCCCGGUCCCCCUGGACAUAUGGGGAAUCCAGGACCACAAGGACCUACUGGCUUGCCAGGAUUUCCUGGAGAUCGUGGACAUCAAGGACAACCUGGCCUUCCAGGACUUAAAGGUGAACUUGGUAUUCCUGGAGCUCCUGGAAUACCCGGAGACAAAGGUCAAGCAGGUGAAGCGGGCAAAGACGGUCCCCAAGGUCAGAUGGGCCGACCUGGACCUCCAGGAAAUUUAGGAGCUCCUGGGGCAAAGGGAGAAGUAGGUGAAAAGGGACCAAUCGGACCAGUUGGUCGUGAUGGUUUGACUGGUUUACGUGGGCUGCCAGGUCCACCAGGGCCGGCAGGAACUCCAGGAGAAGAUGGUGACAAGGGUGAACUUGGACCUCCGGGUGAAAAAGGUCUUAAAGGGUCCCAAGGAGAAAUGGGUCCAAUGGGAUCAUCAGGCCCACAAGGACCUCGAGGAGAAUCAGGCCCACCUGGUGCACCAGGAGACAAAGGCCCAACUGGUGAAAUGGGCCGCGCUGGCAUCAAGGGUGAAGAUGGUAAACCUGGAAUAGCAGGUCCACCCGGUAAUAUGGGACUUCAAGGACUCCCUGGUCCGCCAGGAAUAAAAGGCGAACGAGGUGACGAUGGAAUGAUGGGACCUGUUGGACCAAUUGGAAUUCCUGGUGAACAAGGUCGUCGAGGGCCAAAAGGUGCUAGUGGAGCACAAGGAAAACCUGGUGCUCCCGGUCCAAUCGGUUUUACCGGAGCGGAUGGAGCUCAGGGACAACCUGGACCAAUUGGGCCUCCUGGAAAAGAAGGUGAACGUGGACAAAAUGGACCUAAAGGUGAAGAAGGUAAAUCUGGUUUACCCGGGCCACCAGGAAAACAAGGUAACUUAGGUCCAGAAGGACCAAAAGGUGCACUCGGACCUCGAGGUUAUCCAGGAAAUAAUGGCGAACCUGGUUUGCCUGGUAUAAAAGGAGAACCAGGAAAAGAAGGUGAUGACGGAAAACCAGGUGAACAAGGUAUGCCAGGCGAUUAUGGUCCACCAGGAAGAAUUGGAGAACCAGGACCGCCAGGCAAACAAGGUUCAGAAGGCCCAGCUGGUCUUCAAGGUAGCACGGGCCCAUCUGGGGAAAAAGGUGACAAAGGUGAUAUUGGACCAGCUGGUCCUAUGGGAAUUAUUGGACCACAAGGAUUACCUGGAACUCAAGGGCCAGCUGGCUUACGAGGACCUCCUGGUGUCACUGGUGAAACCGGCAGAGCAGGAAAUAUUGGACCACCAGGUCCAAAUGGAAAAAUCGGCGACACUGGACCAGAUGGACAAAAAGGUGAUCGAGGUCGACGUGGUCCCAAAGGACAUCGAGGUGAACUUGGAAUGGUCGGUCUGAAGGGAGACCAAGGAGAGAAAGGAGAUAGAGGAUUACGUGGACCACAAGGUCCAGAAGGUCGUAAAGGUGAUUUGGGUCCAAUGGGACAGUUGGGUUUCAAGGGUAACGAUGGUAUACAAGGACCUGUAGGAGAACCUGGUAAAUUGGGUCCAAAAGGAACAGAUGGUCCAACUGGUCCUAAAGGUGAUAUGGGACCAGCUGGCCCUCCAGGACCACCAGGUGCUCCUGCUGAUGCUCCUCUCAUUCCACCUGAACUCCUAUUUCAAAUGGGAGAAUAUGGAAACACCAAAGCCGAUCUUAGACGCCGAAGAGAUGUUCCAAGUUUCGAGGACCUUGCUGCUAUAGAUGAUGACGAUGAUGAUUUCAAUGAGUUAAUGGGUAUUUCUAAGGAUACAACAUCCAAACGAAAAUCUAAAAGAAAAAAAACAAAAAAAGAAGAUCUCCCACCGAAAUUCCAAGACAUGUACAGCGCCAUCUAUACAAUGCGUCAAGAAAUGGAUCGCAUUCGAAAACCUUUGGGAACACAAGAUAAUCCAGCACGUACUUGCAGAGAUCUACAUUUUGGUCAUCCACAUUUCAAAGACGAUUGGUAUUGGAUCGAUCCGAAUGCUGGCAUGGCUGAUGAUGCUAUCUAUGUCUUCUGUAAUAUGACUGGCGAUGGUGAGACAUGUGUCCCGGCUGAUCUUCAUACAGCACAAAUGCCCAGCAUUCCAUGGCGAAAGGAGGAAAAUUUGGAUUGGUAUUCGAAUAUGAGAGGAGCUUCAAAGAUCACCUACGAUACAAUUGGAUUAGUUCAGUUGACAUUUUUGAAACUUCUCUCACAGGAGGGAUAUCAAAACUUUACCUAUUCUUGUUCGAAUAGUGUGGCUUGGUUUAAUGCAAACGACAAUAACUACACGAAUGCUAUAAAGUUGCAGGGUGAUAAUGAAUUUGAAAUUGGAAAUGAAGGAACUCCAGUGAAGCCGAUUGUUCUGUUUGAUGGUUGCCAGAAUGGUAAUACCCAAUCAGAAACGAUUUUAGAAAUUCGAACAAAACGCUUAAGCUACCUGCCAAUAACCGACUUUUUCCCAAAAGACUAUGGACAACCAAAUCAAUCUUUCGGUUUUAAAGUUGGAUCUGCUUGUUUUAAAUAAAACAAAUAUGUAAAAGAAAAAUUAACGAAAAUUUUAAUUUUGACGAAAUGAAAAUGUAACUGGAAACAAUUUUGACUGCCAAAGAUAUUAACCGAUAACAGGUUAAGAACCCAACUAAGAAUUUUGCUUCUGUAAAUCUUUAAAGAUACUUCUGUAGCUUCUAUAAGAAGCUUUAUGGAAGCAAAAUUGUUAGUUGCGAAACUAAAUAAACUUUUAGUCCUCUAAGAAUCUGAUUAAGUGUACUUACUAGUUAAAUUAAUUUUAUAAAAGUGUAUUUUUUUUAUUUUUAAGGUUUAUUUUUUAAGGAGAGUCAUUUUAUUUGUAAGAAAAUAAAAAUA
Episyrphus balteatus (marmalade hoverfly) is the source of this 6254-nucleotide messenger RNA. Its product is annotated as collagen alpha-1(I) chain-like. The coding region runs from base 100 to 5916 and encodes 1938 amino acids. The transcript is spliced from 9 exons. Gene Ontology annotation, molecular function: extracellular matrix structural constituent. The record is from RefSeq and is a predicted model, not a curated record. NCBI's taxonomy places the organism in Eukaryota, Metazoa, Arthropoda, Insecta, Diptera, Syrphidae.